GAAUCUAUAAAACCAAUCGAGACGCGAGAGAUCGAAGACGAGACUUUGGCCCCAUAUCGGAAACAGGGAAAGAUUUCUUUUAGGUGCGCACAAGACGCGAACAGUUGACUUGCGAGGUAAGAAGGCUGGUACGUCUGUGUGGUAGAUUUAUAAUGAACAAUAUGUGACGGCAAGGAGAGUUAUAAACGUUAACAUGUCUGGAAAGUCAAGAAAUUCAAAGCCGGCGGAUAUAAAGAUACAUGGUACAAAGUUGGUCAACACCAUCACAACCACCACUACCAACAACAACAACAGCUACGUGAUCAACGAUGAUGAUAGAGAUAGUGUUGGUAGUCAACCACACACACCAUCAAGCGACACCGUGGAGCAGGUGAUGAGCAUCAACCGACGUCUGGUGACCCAGAUCGAGACGCUGAGGUUGAAGGUGGAGGUGGACACCAACAACCACGAGCGGUCCAAGAACACCCUCAUCAACAGCACCAACAGCGAGCUCCAGGUCAGGCAGGCGGAGAUUGACGAACUCAAGACGGAUCUGGCGGAGAGGGAGGAGAGUGCCAAGAAACUGGUGGAGGAGAACGCCAAGAAAGAUAUUGAGAUACAGAACCUGCAGCAGCAGUUGGACGAGCUGAAGGAGGAUGUUGCGGUGUCCAAGGAAUACGCUCAGGAGAUUCAGAGGCAACUGGACCAGCUGACCUUAGAUAAAACGGAACUGGAAUGUGGGACAGUGUACAGGGAGAAAGAUGAGCACAUAAACAGACUACAGAAGGAGGUGACCUCCCUUAAGGAACAUCUAGCGACUCUAGACAAAGAGCUGUCGAUCGCGAAAGAGAAGAUAACCCAACAAGGGGCAAAACUCAGGUUUGCAGAACUUGACAGGGGAAACGAGAAGGUCAAGUUCAAAGAAGAACUGGCUAAGGCCUCCCAGAGCAUGCGCAUGGAGGUGGAGAAACUCAGGGAGGUGAUGAGGAAGCAAUGGGAGGAGAUGAGAGAACUGAGGCAACAGAAUGAGGGCAUGAGGAGCGACAUCAAGGAGAUCCGCGAGCUGUUGCGUGGGGUGCAGCCGGCUGACCAGAGCGGGGCCCUGCCGGGUGACCAAACCCCCCACAAGUACGGUCCGUCCCUGCCAGCGCUGGCGGGGAACGCGAGGAGGAAGAAGUAGAAGAUGUGUACAAGAUGGGGUGUGUACUUGGUAACAUGAAGAUAGUGUGUACUGUGUGUGCGGUGU
This is a messenger RNA of Physella acuta, 1225 nucleotides long. Its product is annotated as golgin subfamily A member 6-like protein 2. The record is from RefSeq and is a predicted model, not a curated record. NCBI's taxonomy places the organism in Eukaryota, Metazoa, Mollusca, Gastropoda, Physidae.